UUGGGCCUUGAAAUGUUGGUUUGCUGCCUCCCUGCCUCUACUUUUGUGAUAAUGAUGCUGCUAAAGCUGUUCCAUGCCUAUUGGCCGAAUACCCCAAGCUUGUAAUUAACCGGAUAAAACCUCACACGCACGUCUUGGAGAUGCUCAGGGCUUUGGAGCAGAAGCCCCUCUGAGCCCGCUGGUGUAAUAAAUCUGAGUACUCCAACCCUCCGAGUGGUGCUUGUUUCUUGGCUGGCCUGUCAUUUCUGUAACAGCUUCUCCUCUUCUUCUCUGUCACCAUUAUCUUCUCUCUUCUUACGCAGAAAAGAUGGGCCCAUGGCUUCUGGGACGCCUUCUCCUCGUGUUGCUGCUGGGACUGUGGUGGGCAGUGCCUCCCCUUUGUGCUUUGCCUGAGGGUCUCACCAGGGCUCGAUGGUUUGAAAUUCAGCACAUACAGCCGAGGCCUCUCCAGUGUAACAAGGCGAUGAGUGUUGUCAAUAGUUACACCCAGCACUGUAAGCCUGAAAACACCUUUCUGCACACCUCCUUCCAGGAUGUGGCUGCUGCCUGUGAUUUGCCAAACAUCACCUGUAAGAACGGCCAGAACAAUUGCCACCAGGAUCCGAAGCCCGUUCCCCUGACUCAGUGCAGCCUCACUGCGGGGAGGUACCCUGCCUGCCGCUACCGAGAGGCUGCCCAGUACAAGUGCUACAUUGUGGCCUGCGACCCCCCUCAGAAGGGCGACCCUCCCUAUGCGUUGGUUCCUGUGCACUUAGAUAAGGUUGUCUGAGGUUUCCAUCACUUUCGUUCUCACUUGGCACAAAUUCUCUUAUGAUCUUUUCUGAUUUUUCUUUGCUUUUGCUGAUUUUCCUGGCUCCCAGAGAAGGAAAAGGUAGGGCGUUGAAAGAAUUAGAGUGAUGAUAUCAGACAGUUUUCUGCUUUGGAGCUCAGUGUUUUGAAGGCAGACAGAAGGGAAGAGGGCAAAGAAGGGUCCAGGCCUCCGUAUUUUCAGCCUUAGAACUUUGCUGCGUUACAGGAGAAAAGCAAUUUUAAUUACAUGUGUACGUGCGGGAUCCCUACAAUUACAUGAGACUCAAAAGACACAGGAAACCCGGAGGGGCUCAGGGUCCGUGUCUGCAGCGGCGUCCCGAGACCAGGCCUGGGGCCGGGAGGGUUGCCCUGGCUUAGAGACGCCACGUUUCCCAGGGAAAAUGAGCUAAGUAGACAACCCAGUACAUGUCUCCUUCCCACAGGGUGUGGGAAAGGCAAUUGAGUGUCAGGUG
Molecule: messenger RNA, 1262 nt
Organism: Vicugna pacos (alpaca)
Lineage: Eukaryota; Metazoa; Chordata; Mammalia; Artiodactyla; Camelidae
Source: RefSeq, a predicted model, not a curated record